Rhododendron vialii is the source of this 2964-nucleotide messenger RNA. RefSeq lists its product as uncharacterized. Gene Ontology annotation, molecular function: protein binding. The record is from RefSeq and is a predicted model, not a curated record. Gene Ontology annotation, biological process: transcription by RNA polymerase III. Gene Ontology annotation, cellular component: transcription factor TFIIIC complex. The transcript is spliced from 18 exons. Lineage: Eukaryota; Viridiplantae; Streptophyta; Magnoliopsida; Ericales; Ericaceae. The coding region runs from base 111 to 2762 and encodes 883 amino acids.
AGGUUCUGAAUGGGCGAAAGUAAUUCAUUCUCCAAAACAAAAGAAAUUUGAAUUCAUUCUCCAAUUUGAAUUCCAUAGACACCCACGAAAGAGGUAGUGAUGAUAGCAGAAUGGAACUAGUACAAGACGACCAAGAACAAAAGGAGGGAGAUGAGGAUGACAAUGGUGAAUACGAGGAUGAAACUGACGACGAAGAAGAAGACGGCGAUGGUGCGUGUGCAUUUAGAUUCGAGGGGGAGAUGGAUCCUCUGGCUUUCCUUGAAGACGAUACUUUUGGAGUCCAGCCUUAUCAGCAAUUUGAGCGCCUUGAGCACAAGCAUGGAGCUUUGGCUGAGAGAAAGCGUAAAUCUCUUUCCCACCACCACCUCCUCCCCCCUCGUGAAAGCCCAGUUAAUAAGUCAAGGCAAGAGGGUUUCAAUGGAGCGAGCAUGGAAGAAAUAAUGGAAGUCAUGAACUAUGGUCGACAGAAGAAAUCAAGGAAGUCUAGGAAGAGAGGGAGGCGGAAGGGAUCAAAGAAUAAACUAAAUCCAGAAGUAACACGAAAGCUUGGUGAUGCUACACUUCACUAUGCACAUGGCCAAUAUGAAGAGGCUAUAUUUGUGUUAAAAGAAGUUAUUCGGGUUGCACCAAACUUGCCUGAUCCGUAUCAUACCCGUGGCCUUAUCUACCGCAAUAUUGGGGACAAGAAGAAAGCUAUGAAUUUCUACAUGCUUGCUGCACAUUUGACACCAAAGGAUUCAUCACUUUGGAAACUCCUCGUGACUUGGUCCGUAGAGCAAGGAAAUGCUGUUCAGGCAAGGUACUGCCUCUGGAAAGCUAUAACAGCAGAUCCUGCAGAUAUGAGUCUUAGGUUUAGUCGUGCUUCUCUGUAUGUUGAGCUUGGGGAGUAUCAGAAAGCUGCAGAAUCAUAUGAGCAGAUUUCACGACUCUGUCCUGAGAAUGUUGAAGCACUCAAGACAGCCACAAUGUGUUACCAAAAAUGCGGUCAGAAGGAGCGUUCUGUUAGCAUUCUGGAGGACUAUCUUAAAAGUCAUCCAAGUGACGCCGAUUUAGGUGUAGUUGAUCUGCUAGCUUCAACAUGCAUGAAUAAUGGGGCACAUACCAAAGCUCUUCAGCAUAUUGAGCGUGCACAUCAUGUUUAUUGUGCUGGGAAAGAAUUGCCUCUUUACUUGAGUAUCAGAGCAAGCAUAUGCCUUGUUCAUCUCGGAGAUGAUAAAAAGGCAGAGAGUAUCUUCAGUGUUUUACAACGGGAGAAUGUGUAUGAACAUCCUCAUCUAGUUCGUGAAGUUGCAGACUCAUUAAUGGCACUUGGGCACUACAAAUAUGCGCUGAAGUACUAUAUGAUGUUAGAAGGAAUUGGUGAAGAUAAGGAUGGUAGUUUACAUGUAAGCAUCGCUCAAUGCUACUUAUCUGUGGGUGAUAGAGGAAGAGCAAUUGAAUACUUAUACUCAGCUUUAUGUGUAAUGGAGGAUAGUGUUGAUGCUCGGUUAACUCUGGCCUUACUUCUUCUUGACGAUGAUAAACAAGAUGAAGCCAUUUCAGUUCUUUCUCCCAGCAAAAGUACAGAUUCACAAUUAGGACUAAAUUCUGAUAAAACCAAGCCGUGGUGGCUUAAUUGGCAGAUAAAACUGAAGCUUAGUCGCAUUUACAAGACCAAAGGAAUGACAGAGGCCUUUGUUGAUGCUAUCUUUCCCUCUGUUCGAGAAUCAUUGUUUCUUGAAACUAUUCAACAAAAGGUUAGAAGGAGAAAAAGGCCCCCCAAAAGUGAUCUUUUCGAAAGAGACAAGGUAUUGGAUGCUUGUCACGCCGGUAAUUUAUUUCAACAAUUCAGAGCUGUAGGUUCAGCAUCAGAUUUAUCAAAAGCUUCCCGAGCCAAGAGAUUGCUUCAAAAGAAGGCUGGGCUUGAUUGGAAAAGUGAAAAUUCCGAUGAAGAUUCUCUGCAAGCAAUGAGAGAUCCACCCUUGCCUAAUCUUCUGAAAGAUGAGGAGCAUCACCAUCUGAUUAUCGAUUUAUGCAAGUUGUUGGCGUCCUUGAAAAGAUAUUGGGAAGCAAUAGAGGUUAUCAAUCUUACACUGAAACUUGCUUCGAAGACACUGUCUGUUGAGAAGACGGAGGAGCUUCAAUCUCUUGGAGCUCAAAUAGCUUACAAUAUUACUGAUCCUUCACAUGGAUGGGAUUAUGCACGGCACAUAGUUAAUCAAAAUCCCUACAGCUUUGCUGCCUGGAAUUGCUACUACAAAGUAGUUUCAAGAUUGGGGAAUCGGUAUUCAAAACAUAACAAGCUCCUGCAUGGCAUGCGAGUCAAACACAAAGAUAGCAUUCCUCCCAUUAUCAUAUCUGGACAUCAGCUUAACAUGAUCAGCCAGCAUCAAGCUGCUGCAAGAGAAUACCUAGAAGCAUAUAAACUGAUGCCAGACAGUCCCCUGGUCAAUCUGUGUGUUGGAACUGCCUUGAUCAACCUAGCACUUGGGCUCAGACUUCAGAACAAACAUCGGUGCCUGCUGCAAGGUUUAGCUUUCCUCUACAACAAUUUGCGACUUUGUGAAAGCAGCCAGGAAGCACUAUAUAACAUAGCUCGGGCACAUCAUCAUCUCGGCCUUGUUACACUCGCUGCUGCUUAUUAUGAAAAGGUGCUUGCAAUCCAUGAGAAGGAUUAUCCAAUCCCAAAGCUUCCCAACGAGAACCCUGAUGGUAUGGAUAAUCAGAAGAAGAAUUAUUGUGACCUCGGAAGAGAAGCAGCUUACAAUCUCCGCUUGAUCUAAAAAACGACUGGAGCACUUGAUCUUGCUAGGCAGGUAUUGAAAGACCAUUGCACGUUUUAAGUUCAAUAUUCGGGUCGCAGGAAUGAUGGUAUUUUUCUAUUUGCAAAUUGAAUUAUAAAAGGUGCAUCCUUUUGUUGAUGCGAGUUUGGAGUUUGCUUUAGUUGGUGAUGAUAAAAGGUUAUAUAUUUGAAAUUUUGUACCA